Molecule: messenger RNA, 6293 nt
Organism: Capsaspora owczarzaki ATCC 30864
Lineage: Eukaryota; Filasterea; Ministeriida; Capsasporidae
Product: Cdc42-binding protein kinase beta
Exons: 3
Coding region: 108-5921 (1937 amino acids)
Biological process (GO): peptidyl-threonine phosphorylation; actomyosin structure organization
Cellular component (GO): cytoplasm; cytoskeleton; myosin complex
Molecular function (GO): ATP binding; protein binding; protein serine/threonine kinase activity
Source: RefSeq, a predicted model, not a curated record
ACAUCUCUUGUUUUUUUCCCCUCUCUCCCUCUCUUCUUCUUCUUCCAUCCCCCAUCAGUUGACAGGCUCUUCUUCUUCUUGCUCCACCGCCCGCCUGCCUGCCUACCAUGAGCCGUCACGGGUCUAGCGGGUCGACUGGCUCUGCAGAGGACGAGCCAUCGCUGCAGUCGCGCAUCUCAGACCUCGAAAACCUGCUCACUGGCCGCAGGUCGGGGCCGUUUGACAAUGGUCUCUCGCCCGAAAACCUCAUUGACUCGUUCCUGGCCCUGUUUGACGAGUGCUCGUCGCUGGCGCUGAAGAAGGACAAGAAUGUUGCGGGCUUUGUUGACAUUUAUAGCAAGGUGGUGGCGCGCAUCCACCAGAUGCAGUUGCGGCGGUCGGACUUUGAAACCAUCAAGGUCAUUGGCCGCGGCGCGUACGGCGAGGUCUUGGUCGUGCGCAACCGGCAAACGGGCAAGGUCUACGCCAUGAAGCAGCUGUCCAAGUGGGACAUGCUCAAGCGACAGGAGACGGCGUGCUUCCGCGAGGAGCGCGACCUGCUCGUGUACGGCGACUCGCGCUGGAUUACAAACCUGUUCUUUGCCUUCCAGGACAACGAUUUCCUGUACUUGGUGAUGGAGUACUACUCUGGCGGUGACCUGCUCACCCUGAUGAGUCGCUACAACGACCGCCUGCCCGAAGACAUGGCUCGCUUUUACAUGGCCGAGCUCGUGCUCGCCCUCGAAUCCAUCCACCGCCUCUGCUUUGUCCACCGCGACAUCAAGCCAGAUAACGUGUUGCUGGACGCGAACGGCCACAUCCGAUUGGCCGACUUUGGCUCGUGCAUUCGCGUCGAGCACGGCUCCAUGAUUGAGUCGAACGUUGCGGUCGGCACCCCAGACUACAUUUCGCCCGAAAUCCUGCAGUCCAUCGAAGGCAACGGCAAGUACGGCAAAGAGUGCGACUGGUGGUCGCUCGGUGUCGUCCUCUACGAGAUGAUUUACGGCGAACCCCCAUUCUACUCCGAGUCCCUGCUCGGCACGUACUCGAAGAUUAUGGACUGCUCCAACUCGCUCAAGUUUGACGUGUUCACCGACGACGACGACAACGUUGUGCCGAUGAGCGAUGAGGCCAAGGACCUGAUUCGCAAGCUCUGCUGCAAGCGCGAGUCUCGCCUCGGUCGCGUGUCGGUCGAGGACAUUAAGGCACACGCCUUCUUCAAGGGCAUCAACUGGGACACUGUUCGCGACUCGACCGCUCCGUUCAUCCCCGAAAUCAGCUCGCCAUCCGACACGUCCAACUUUGACGAUGUCGAGGCCCCCGAGCUCGACAAGGUUCGGCGACCCUCCAGCAACAAGCCCUUCACUGGCGACCAGCUGCCCUUUGUCGGCUUUACCUUCACCCGAGGCUCGCGCCUUGCCGACACCAUGGUUCUCGACAGCGCCUUGAACGGCGUGGCCGAGAAGGUCAAGGACCAGUCGGCAGAGAUUGAAAAGCUGGAAAAGCAAAACGCCCAGCUGGUCGAAGAGCGCGCCGCCCUCAAGGCGCGCAUCACCGAGCUCGAGGCAGACUUGGAGCAGGCCAUGGCCGGCACCUUCCUGGGCGAUGGUCUUGGCGACGCUGCUGCCGGGCUCGGUGGCGUGCCCGCCAUCACGAUCGCCGACACUGAAAAGGUGGACAAGCUCACAGCCGACCUCGCCGCGCUCAAAAAGAAGCUCGACGACAGCACCGAACAGGCGCUGGCCUUUGAGCGUCAAGUCAAAAAGCUCGAGCGUGAAAAGAAGGAGAUGGAGAAUGCCACCAUCGACUUGAACACGCGCCUCCAAGCAGCAGAAAAGAUGCGCAACAUGAUGAAGGACUCCAAGCAAGAGCUCGACGAGCAGGUAGAGCAGCUCGAGGGCAAGCUCACCGCCCAGAAGAAGGACUUGAAGGAUGCUCAGCGCUUGAGGCAAAAGGCCGAGGCCGAGUUUGAGUCGCUGACCGCCCAAGUCAACGACCUCCAGGGUCAAGUGGCACGCCUCGACCGCACCGUGCGCGACAAGAAUGCCGACAUUGACUCGCUGACCGCCCAACGCGACGCCGCCAAGAAGGACUUGCGCUCCUCGGAGAAGACCCGCGGAGAUUUGCAGUCGCAGCUCGACGACCUGCAGAGCGAGCUCACCCGCGAGCGAAGCGUGCGCAGCAAGGCUGAAAAGCUGUCGCACCAGCUGCAGGAGGAUCUCGAGACGCUCCGCGACCGCGUUGCCGGCAAGGCCAGCGGUGCUGCCGGUGGCGAUACCGUGCUGCAAGCCCAAAUCGCGGAGCUCGAGGGCAAGCUGGAGCAGGAGGUCAAGCGACACGAAGCGUCUCUCCGCGACGUGCGCAACGAGCUGCAGUCCGAAGUCGAAAAUGUGCGAAGGCAACUGAACGAGUCCAAAUCGAGCAAGAGCGCCUUGGAAGAGCAGGUCGAGGACCUCAAGUCGUCGCUUGCCAAGAGCGCCAAAGACCUCCAAGCUGCCAAGAGCGAGGCCUCUACGACAGCGAGCCAAGAGAGCACCAAGACCAUUGACGCCCUCAAGGCCAAGCUCAAGGCUGCCGAGGAUGCGCUCGAAUCGUCCCAGUCGUCGCUCGAGGAUCGCGUCAAGACCCUGCAGGCCCAGGCUGACAAGGCCAGCGAGGAAAAGAACCGAAUUGCCAAGCUGCUUGCAGAGGAGACGCUGGCCAAGACCAAGCUCGAAAGCUCCAACACGCAGCUGCGCACCGAGUUGACCGCGGCCGUCUCGACGGUGGACGAUGCCGCGUCCCAGCUGUCCAUGUUCCAGACCAAGCUCGAGUCCUACGAGCAGAACUUGGCUGAGCUCGAGUCGCUGCGCGCCGAAAACACGCGCCUGCGCAGCACUGCUGCCCGCCGGCCAAGCCUGGCGCUGGAGCAAAUGUUCCGCACCACGGACGGCGGCGACGACAAUCCCGAGGACGGCAGCGUCGAGAAUCUCGCCGGCUUCCCUGGCAUGUCCGGUACCGGCACCAUCUCGCGCCGUGGUGGCGCUCGCGGCGGCGCUGGCGCUGACAAGAAGGAAUGGCAAGAGCGCCGCACUGUCAAGCUCGACAAGCAAGUCAUGCGCGCCCUCCAGCAAGAGGUCGACAUCCAGACCCAGGCCAAGCUCAAGAUGGAGACUGAGUUCAACCAAAUCAAGGUGGAAAAAGAGUCGUCCGAGCAAGAAGUCCACAUCCUGCGUGCUCGCGUUUCCGAGCUCGAUCGGGAACUGGAGGCGCUCAAGCGCCUGCGCCAAGAUGAAAUCAAGUCCAAGUGGCGCGACGAAUUCACCCGAAACGACACCCUUGCCUUCUCGUCCUUCCUCGACGUCGGUGGCCGAGCUUUGGAAGGCGACACCAUCUCCAACUCGUCCGCGCCGGGUGUGGUCGAGCGUCAAUUAUCCAGCGACUUGCCCGAGUCGCCAUUGAGCGCACCAGGCACUCCAAUGGCCUCUGGCACGCCUGCGGCCGUGCUGUCGGCUCCGUCCACGCCUGCUCACGUGCUCGACAAGAACCGACCAGUGUCCACCCCGAACGCAGGUCGGUACGAGCGUGCUGCGACUCUUGGCCACGGCAGCGAGCGCCCGCGUGCCCUUGGUGGCGUUCCUGCGGCCACGGCUGCGCGUUUGAUGACCCCGCGCGCGACGCAUCGCCCGAGUGUCGACAUGGGACAGGCAGACUACCUGCGCGUUUCUGGCCAGCACCGCAUCAUUCCCAAGUCGUUCCUGACUCCGACCAAGUGCGACGUGUGCACGUCCUUCCUGAUUGGCCUGGUGCGACAAGGCCUUGCAUGCGCCGACUGCUCGUACAACUUCCACUACCACUGCGCGCUCGAAAUUUCGCCCGUUUGCCCCGUCAAACCCGAAGUCAAGAACGCCAAAAACCCGCGCGUCGAUCCCCUUCACGGCAUUGGCACGGCCAUUCAGGGCUUCCUUCGUGUACCAAAGCCAGGCGGCGUGCGCAAGGGCUGGCGCAAGCAAUUCUUUGUGGUCAGCGACUUUAAGAUCCACGUCUUUGGCGGCGACGGCGAUCGGCACCAGCAAGAGCUGGCUGCCAUCAUUGACAUUCGAGACCGCGAAUUCAUCUUGCAGAGCGUCAAGCAGGAGGAGGUCAUUCACGCCAAUCGCAAGGAUGUUCCCAACAUUUUCCGCAUUUGCUACGGCACGGCUGCCCAAAAGCAAGAGCUGCUCGUGCUUGCUGCUGACGAGGAGGAGAAGCAUCGCUGGGUCAUUGCCAUGAAUCACGUCGUCAAGGCCGCGCGUUCGCUGCCAGAGCCGCCCAAGGCGCUCUUGCCGAGCCGCAUCUUCGAUUCCGGAACGUGCAAGAACGAGAUUUUCAUCCAAGUCAUGCAGCAAGCGACCUGCAUUGUCCGUGCCGACAAGACGCUUGCGAUUGGUACCGAGGAUGGCCUGUUUGUGUACAAGAACGUUGACAACCACGCGACGCUCAACCGCGUUGGCGAAAACAAGAAGAUUUACAACAUUUAUCUGCUGCCAUCCAUCAACCGCCUGAUCACCGUCUCCACCAAGAACAAGAUUGUCAAGCUGCAUUCGAUGGCCAUCUUGGAGGGCGGAGACCCGUCGCAGUUUAGCCAUGAGUUUGCGGAUACCAAGGGCGCACUGUGCGUCGCGACAGGUACCUUCAAGAGCGCCAUUCGCGUGGCUAUCGGCGUUCGCAAGAGCAUUCUUGUCUUUGACAUUCGCACGCUCAAGCGUGUCGAGGAGUACACACUGCCGGAUGCACCGACCUACGUGACCUUCUUCAACGACAAGCUGUGCGUCGCCAUGCGCGACAAGUUCAUGCUGAUUGACAUGGCCAACGCCGAGCAACCCGUCUGGCUCCCCGAUACCUCGGAUCCACGUCUGAGCUGGGUGUCGUCUGGCCAGCUUGAUCUGACCCCCAUGGCGGCGUUCGAUCUGCGGAAUGAAGUGCUGCUUUGCUUCAACUACACGGGCAUCUUUGUCUCGCACUCCGGCAAGUCGGCUCGUGAGGUGGAGCUCAAAUGGACUUGCAUUCCAUCCGAUUUCGUCUAUGUCGCGCCGCAUUUGCUCGUCUAUGGACAAAACCACGUCGACGUGUUUGAUACCGACUCCGCCGAGCUUGUGCAGACACUGUCGCUGCCUGCGCCCAUGCUGCUGAGUCGCGACGGUUCGUUUGUCAGCUCGACCAUGGAGGAGUCGGUGGCGCUCGUUUACCUGUCGAACGUGACGCGGCCCGAUGUCAAGGACUUUGUCAUUUCCGACGACAUUCGCAACACGAGCGGCAUGCAGCCACUGGAGUCGGGUCUCGGCUUGCUUUCACGGCAAGUGUCGCGCGAGUCCUUCCGCUCGAGCGCCCGGUUCUCCAUUGCCAGCUCGGCCUCGAAGAAGCGCGAGGAGCUCAAGUCGAAGCGCGCAACGUUGCCACCAGGGCCUGCGGCGUCUGCUGCGGCUGCGGGAGCGGCAUCGAGCAUCCCGAGCUCGUCGCUUAGCCGGCGCACGUCGUCCAUCACCAGCAACGAUCUUGCCGGCUCGAUGGACAGCGUGGCUUCUGGGUCGGAUUCCGGCAUGGGCUCGUCGGGCAACAUUAGCUCGGGCUCGACCCUGGAUUUGCCCACCGCGACCGCAAUGACCUCCAGCACCAACUCGCUCAAUCGCGUGGGUGUUGCCGAGUCUGGCAGUCUUGCCGGUGGCCGUGCCACUCCGACCACUACCGCCGCCGCCGCAGCAUUAUCAUCAUCGUCGUCCGAGCGCAAAUCGACCAGCGCACCUGCUGCUCCUGCUAGCGCACCUGCUUCGACAAUGUCGAGCGUGCCUGCUGCUGUUGCGGCGAGCAAUGAAAGCCUGAAUGGCGCCAGCCCGACGCCCUCCAAUCUGUCCACCGUGGAUUCUGCGUCCAUUCUUACGCUGGCGUCGAGCGAUGCCAAGCUCAGUUUCUUGACAGACUGGUAGACGGUGUGUUUGUGGCUGGCACGCGCGACAGACUUUUGUCGUUCGUUGGCGAUUUCUUCUUUUUUUUGCUUUCUUCUCUUGUACUUUCCGUGUGUGGUGAUGAAUGUGUAUAUGUGUGUGUUUGUUCUGUGGGACACCCCCUGGGUUUGGAGCGUCUCGCAGUUUGUCGUGUUUUUGUGUCUGCUACCAAUGGUCUUUUUUUUUUUUCCAAGUUGUGCUGCCUGCGGUCACCAGCUUUUUGUGUUGUGUGAGUUUGUUGUUUUUUCUACAAUUUUACAUCAUUCAAGUCAGCAUCUGUACGAAACAUUAAAGAUCCAGCUCGCGCAAGCCUAGCGUUGCGGCGUCAGGCAACGGUUGACGGCAACCAGCAAG